AUGCCUCGCUUCUUCAAACGCUUGUUCAAGUUUCCGCAGAUGGACUUUGAAAUGGCAUUAUGGGAAAUGCUGAACCUCAUAAUAGCACCGAAGAAGGUCUUUCGGUCAAUAUACUAUCAUACAAAUCUAGAAACCAAAAACACAUGGCAUCGGCCGGACCCAUCAUUCACCUACCUCCUCUCGCUCUUCCUCCUCCUUACCUCGCUCGCAUGGGGUCUUGCCUACGCCGAUGGUUUUCCGCGCACCCUACGAAUAAUGCUAGUCUUUGUUUUUAUCCACUUCCUUCUUCUUUCUCUCUUGAUAGCGACAUUAUUCUAUUUUCUCGUGGGCAGGCUCCUCGGACCGGGUGUGAAGGGUUUGCCCGGUCGACGAAGGCAGGGACUGUUCAACGUAGAAGAUGGCGACGGCAACAACGAGCUCGAGUUCGGAUACUGCUGGGACGUUGCGAUAAGAGCAUUUGUGCCAAUAUGGGUGUUUUUGUACUUUGUUCAGUUCUUGCUCAUGCCAGUCAUUGCAAGCAAAUACUGGCUGUCUCUUCUCCUAGGAAACUCGCUUUACCUCGUCGCGCUCAACUACUACUUCAUAAUCACCUUCCUCGGAUACAAUGCGCUCCCUUUUCUCAAUCAUACACAUCUUCUCCUCGCCCCAAUCGCUGUUUGUACGAUUCUCUGGUUUGCCACUCUGUUCGGUCUCAACCUACCAAAACAUCUCGCUCCGGUGCUAUGGGCCGGCGCCAAGUUGAGAAAGGAUGUAUGA
This is a messenger RNA of Westerdykella ornata, 756 nucleotides long. RefSeq names its product UNC-50. The transcript has 3 exons. Gene Ontology annotation, cellular component: Golgi membrane. The record is from RefSeq and is a predicted model, not a curated record. NCBI's taxonomy places the organism in Eukaryota, Fungi, Ascomycota, Dothideomycetes, Pleosporales, Sporormiaceae. The coding region runs from base 1 to 756 and encodes 251 amino acids.